Anastrepha obliqua is the source of this 918-nucleotide messenger RNA. Its product is annotated as PRA1 family protein 3. Lineage: Eukaryota; Metazoa; Arthropoda; Insecta; Diptera; Tephritidae. Gene Ontology annotation, cellular component: membrane. The coding region runs from base 173 to 769 and encodes 198 amino acids. The transcript is spliced from 2 exons. The record is from RefSeq and is a predicted model, not a curated record.
CAUUGUGUCAUCUAUGGCAUUGUUAACUCUGCAUUUAUAUUUUUUGCGAUAGACCUGUCUAACAUAUUGUUCGGUUUAUAAGUACCUUGUUGUAAUAAAAAAAAUAAGUAAAUAAAUAGUCUGCAUAAGCGAGUCGAUCAUAGCUUCUAGCCAGUACAUAAUUGGAUUAGCAAUGGCUUCCGUCGCCGGUAUCACUGAAGCAUUGUCAGCUCAAAAUAUAGAGCUUGCUCCAUUACGAAGUCUAGAUGACUUUAUUUUUGGCUCUGCUCGUUUUCAACUACCAAAUUUAAAAGAUUUGGAAAAAUGGGGUAAUCGUGUAGUGAAGAAUUUGCUCUAUUACCAAUCCAAUUAUUUUCUUAUGUGUUUGGGAGUUUAUGGUUUUAUGAUCAUAUUAAAUCCCAUAAAAAUUUUUUUGGGGUUGUUUGUUCAAGCAAUGAUAAUGGCAGUAUUAGUGCGGUUCUUUGUAAAAAAGUCGGCGUCAAAAUUCAAGUUUAUUAUUGGCUGGUUCAACGUCAUCCAAGAGAAUCCCUAUCAAAAAUGGUACCUUUUGGCCGGUGUCGUACUAUGCGGCUAUCUUCUAUUGCAUUGGUGGAACGCUUGUUUACUAUCGAGUUUUUCGUUACUUCUUCCUAUAUCAUUAACAUUUGUACAUGCAUCCUUACGCUUGAGAAAUAUUAAAAACAAAGUUGUGAAUACAAUGGAAAGCUUCAAUCCUUCAACACCGAUGGGAGUAAUUUUAGACGCAUUAAAUAUUACUAUGGAUAGUUAAGGGCAAUGAAAUUACUUACUAAUAAUAAAUAUUUUCUGUAAAUAGAAUUUAUAAAAACUAAUUUGCACAUUGUAUCUACUUAUAUAAUUAUAAUUUUGCUCAUAAUUGUAACCUUUGGAAUAAAAUUAACAGUUCUAAAUUAAACUUUA